Messenger RNA from Apus apus (common swift), 1896 nucleotides. It is a transcript of the gene RSPO3, whose product is annotated as R-spondin 3. Lineage: Eukaryota; Metazoa; Chordata; Aves; Apodiformes; Apodidae. The record is from RefSeq and is a predicted model, not a curated record. Bases 188 to 1015 code for a protein of 275 amino acids. The transcript has 5 exons.
AAAAAAAAAGGGAAGGCCAAAAAAAAAAGGCACAAGCCAUCAACCCCGCCAAGCCCAGCUUUGGAUCUCAGUGCAGGUAUUUCUGCUGCUGUGUUCAUCCCUUGCCGCGUAGCACUCCGGUUUAUUUUUUUUUUAAAGGAAAGAGAAAAAGAACGAAAAGGAAAAGUCGAACUCUCAAAGGGUUACUAUGCAAUUGCGACUGAUUUCUUGGUUUUUUAUCACUUUGAACUUUAUGGAAUACAUUGGCAGCCAGCACGCCUCCAGGGUACGGCGACAGGGAAGAAUGCAUCCUAAUGUGAGCCAGGGUUGCCAAGGAGGGUGUGCUACAUGUUCUGACUACAACGGAUGCCUGUCAUGUAAGCCCAGGCUCUUUUUUGUUCUGGAGAGGAUUGGCAUGAAACAGAUUGGAGUAUGUCUUUCCUCGUGUCCAAGCGGAUACUAUGGGACGAGGUAUCCCGACAUUAAUAAGUGUGCAAAAUGUAAAGCUGACUGUGAUACCUGCUUCACCAAAAACUUCUGCACAAAGUGUAAAAGUGGGUUCUACUUAUACAGUGGAAAGUGCCUUGAAAAGUGCCCCGAUGGGCUGGAAGCCAACAACCACACGAUGGAGUGCACUAGCAUCGUGCACUGUGAAGCUAGUGAGUGGAGUCCAUGGAGCCCUUGCACAAAGAAAGGAAAAACAUGUGGUUUCAAAAGAGGAAAUGAAGUAAGGGUCAGAGAGAUCGUGCAGCAUCCGUCAGCAAGGGGCAAUCCUUGCCCAGCUACAAGCGAGAGCAGAAAAUGUAUUGUACAAAGAAAGAGAUGUCAGAAGGAAGGAAAAGGGAAAAAAAAUAAAGAGGAGAAAAGAAAAAAGUCCAGCAAAGAUGAAAGCAAAGAGACACGACAGGAAAGCAAAGGGCGAGCAGCCCGAAGACAAAACCGAGAACAGAGGGAAAACAACAACAAAACGCAGCCGAAGAAAAGAAAAGCCCCAAAUAAAGAACAGAACUUGGCACCCGUCGACACUGCACAUUAACAGCCCUCCAUGAUUGUUUAAGUCUUAUGAUGCUGCUAUCUCUACCAGAUCGCCCUGACAGGUGCUCCAACUGUUCAGGCCGCAAAUGGACAAUGCUACCAGUUAUUAUUAAACUUUAAACAACAUUCCAAAUACUUCCUAUAUUCUCCAAGCAACCAUAGUUUAUUAAAGAGAUUGACAUGAGCCAAGAAAAAAAGAUACAAACUUAAAAGUGGGAUUCUUUAAAACUGUUAUAUUAUAUGCUUCCAUGCAUCUGUAAAAGGCAAUUAAGAAAUUUUGUAUAUAUUAAUAAUAGGGUAUAAAAUAUAGCAAUAUAAUAAUGAAUGACAUUCAGAUGAACAAUGUUUUUUUUCUUUGUAAAAUAUUUUUCAAGUUAUUGUUUAAGUAUGAGGCAAGAGAUAUGUCUAAAUCAAAGACGCAAAUCGUAUCCCUUCAUAUAUUGUACAUAAAUACUAAGAGAAGGAGGAAAACAUUUCUGAAGAGCCAAUAGGAACCCAAGGUUUUAUAACCUCUGGUGGAGCAGGAUGGGAUUGCCCUGUGGUUCUCCAGUCUGUGGUUCCCCAGUCCGUGGUUCAGAUGCAGGUGAAAAACACCCAGGGAAAGCCUGCCAGGCUUCACAAGCUGAGGGAAAAGAAGUAGAAGUGUCUGCAGCUUUGAAGACUGAAUCCCUGAAGUAGAAGGCGAUGGAGCUGAGCUUGAAUAGUGCUCUCAUCUGUGGGACAACACAGUGUUUUCUGGUCUAAACAGUGGUACCGUGUGUGCUGUUUUAUGCUUUUUAUACCUAUGUGUAACUUAAGUCUACAUUUCAAAUCUUCUGGUGAAUGACAAAUCGUAUUUGUAGGAGACAAUGUUGAGUUAAUAAAAACCAGAAAAAUAGAUCA